AUGACCUUGGAAGACUUUGAAAAAUCGCUUGCGGAGAGUCACGAGCAGAAGGAGUCCGAAGGUAGCAAGGACAAGGAUCGCUCUCGACACCAUCGCCAUCGUCACCACCACCGCCAUCGCAGCUCCUCGAGGUCUAGAGAAACGCGCCAUGGCCGCGACAGACACCACGAGGAUUCCGACAGGCAUAGACAGAAACGAUCGCGGCGAGAUGACAACGGAGAGGACGAAGAGAGUCGGCACAAGAGACGGCAUCGACAUGACAGCUCUCAUGACCGCGACCGUCCCAAGACCGAAGCCGAUCCGGUUGCCUCGAAUAGCAAUGAAUCACACUUGAAACGAGACUCAUGGAUGGAGGCCCCAUCUUCAAUUGACAUCGACUACGUUCAGAGACCUGAACGGCGCCUCCAAGAACAACCGCAGGCAAAGAUGCUAGAAUCCGACCUCACAACAAAAAUACAUCAAAGAGAGAUCAACGACCAUUUACGGGAUCUCAGAGACGGCAAAGUCGCGGAGGAAAUCGAAACCACGACCGCCCAACAUGAUGUUAACUAUACGUUUGGCGACACCGGCUCCCAGUGGAGAAUGACAAAGCUCAAAGCUGUUUAUCGAGAAGCCAAAAAUUCAGGCAGGAAAGUGGAUGAGGUUGCAAUUGAGCGGUUCGGGGACCUGCGCUCUUUCGAUGAUGCACGAGAGGAAGAAGUCGAACUGGACCGAAGGGACACAUAUGGGGAAUCAUACGUGGGCAAAAUAAAACCAAGCGGGGAGCUCUUCCAGGAGAGGAAACUCGAGCAAGGUUCCCGCAGAAGCUCUCGCCAGGAAGAUAAAGACAUUGAACCGAAUGUUCAAGAACAGGGGAAAUCGAUGGAAAUCGAACCCCCUACAGGGACUACACAGCUUCUGGAUGCAACAGCACUCAAUCGGCUUCGCGCGAAGAUGAUGAAGGCAAAAUUGAAGGGAUCAGCCGAAGCUACCGAAUUGGAGGAGCAGUAUAAUGCCGCUGCUGCACUAAUGGCUAAUCGCAAAGAAGGUGAUGUGGUGGUGCUUGGUGUGAUGGAAAACAGAAUGUUGGCCGGCAGCUCCAGGGGUGAGGUAAAACCAGUUGAAAACCGUAGGGGUCGUGAACGUGGUCAGGUUCAGGAGAACGAUGACAUGUCGAUUGAGGAUAUGUUAAGAGAGGAGCGGCGAAGUCGAGGUCAAGCCGGUGGUGAAGGCAUGCGACUCGCCGAGCGGAUCGCGAAAGAUGCAAAAUUCGAUAAUGAUUUGGAAUACAUGGACGACAACGCAGCUAAGCUAGCCAAACGAGUGCAAAAGUCCGAGCUCAACUUGAAAAACACUGCAAUCAGUGAAUUCCACAAGAUGAACAGGGUUUUGGAUAAUUGUCCGCUAUGUCAUCAUGAAGACACGAGCACACCUCCAGUUGCGCCUGUGGUAUCGUUGGCAACUCGCACGUACUUGACAUUGCCUACGGAGCCUGAAAUCAGCGACGGGAGCAGCACAAUCGUCCCAAUUCAACACCGCACAAAUUUACUGGAGUGUGAUGAUGACGAGUGGGAGGAGAUCCGCAACUUUAUGAAAAGCCUGACUCGAAUGUACCAUGACCAAGGCCGAGACGUGAUCUUCUACGAGAAUGCAGCACACCCAGACCGAAAGCGUCAUGCAUCGCUAGAGGUCGUGCCUCUUCCUUACAGCCUAGGUGAAACGUCUCCGGCUUUCUUCAAGGAGGCCAUCUUGUCGGCAGACUCAGAAUGGACGCAGCACCGGAAACUGAUUGAUACUCUUGCCAAGUCUCGACAGGGCCUGGGCAAACUGGCUUUCCGCCGCACGCUGGUGAAGGAGAUGCCAUAUUUCCAUGUCUGGUUUGAACUUGAUGGUGGACUUGGCCAUGUGGUGGAAGACUCGCGCCGCUGGCCACGCGGAGACUUGUUUGCCAGGGAGAUUCUCGGAGGCAUGCUUGAUCUUGAGCCAGACGUGAUCAAGCGCCAGGGUAAAUGGAGUCGCAGUGGUGAUCGUCGAGUUGAGCCGUUUAGGAAACGAUGGCGCAAUUUUCAUAUACAAAUUUGCACAAUGACCCGACCAAAGGCCCUUUUGUUGGGCAACAUCGACCACGCUGGAAAGACCUGGGAAGCUCUCAGCAACGUCGCCGAGCUCGUAACGACCCAAGCAGCCAACCGGACAGAGUUCAUUCAAGAAUGCAAAGCCGGGAAACUCGACGGCGUGGUUGUCGCAUACCGGACAUUCGGCUCCUUUGGAAUCACAGGGCAGUUUGAUGAGGAGCUGGUGUCGGUGUUGCCUAAAUCAAUGCUGUUCCUAGCUCACUGCGGAGCUGGAUAUGACCAAGUAGACGUGCAUGCCUGCAGCCAGCGCAACCCGCCUAUACGCGUAUCCAACGUGCCCACCGCCGUUGACGAUGCCACAGCAGAUGUCAACAUGUUCUUAAUCAUUGGCGCUCUGCGCAAUUUCAACGCCGGGAUGCACGCUCUCCGCGAGGGCAAAUGGCGCGGUGUGCCUGCCCCUCGCUUGGGACAUGAUCCAGAGGGGAAAGUGUUGGGAAUCUUGGGAAUGGGCGGCAUCGGACGCAAUCUCAAACGAAAAGCCGAAGCAUUUGGCAUGAAAGUUAUCUAUCAUAAUCGGCGGAAGCUCAGCGAGGCACUGGCGGCUGGGGCAGAGUAUGUCUCGUUUGACGAGUUGCUGGCUACGAGCGACGUAAUCAGUCUGAAUCUGCCUCUAAACGCACAUACACGCCACAUUAUCGGCAAACCCGAGUUCGAAAAGAUGAAAGACGACGUCGUUGUCGUCAACACCGCUCGAGGCGCAGUCAUCGACGAAGCUGCCCUUGUAGACGCUCUAGAUAGUGGCAAGGUCUACUCUGCCGGUCUGGAUGUUUUUGAAGAAGAGCCCAAAAUCCAUCCGGGUUUGACGCGAAAUCCGAAUGUGCUGCUUGUGCCGCAUAUGGGUACCUGGUCUGUCGAGACACAAACCUCAAUGGAAGAAUGGGCAAUUGCCAAUGUUCGCCAGGCUGUUGAACAAGGCACGCUGAAGAGCAUUGUGCCCGAACAAGUGGAUCUGUAA
Talaromyces rugulosus is the source of this 3069-nucleotide messenger RNA. RefSeq lists its product as uncharacterized. Lineage: Eukaryota; Fungi; Ascomycota; Eurotiomycetes; Eurotiales; Trichocomaceae. Gene Ontology annotation, cellular component: post-mRNA release spliceosomal complex. Bases 1 to 3069 code for a protein of 1022 amino acids. The transcript is spliced from 7 exons. The record is from RefSeq and is a predicted model, not a curated record. Gene Ontology annotation, molecular function: NAD binding; oxidoreductase activity, acting on the CH-OH group of donors, NAD or NADP as acceptor. Gene Ontology annotation, biological process: mRNA splicing, via spliceosome.